CGUCGACGUCGACGAGUCCCUAAAAAAAUUUGUUCCUUGGCGUCCACAACAUCUAGGAGCACUUGCAUAUUGUGCCUACUUGAAUUUUUUUAUCUUCUUGGCUUCCCUGCACCAAGUUGCGAUACAGGGAUGGCCGCCCCCGACGUCCACGCCGACCUGCGGCGUCAAUUCCAGGAAUUACAGCACACAUACGACUCGAUGCUUUCAUGGGAACCGGAUAUCCCCAAACCCCCGCUCAUCGACUCAUUUGUUGAUAGUACACCUAGCCAUCGGGACAAUUUACCCGGUCAUCGUGCAUUCUUUGAGGCUGUAGAACGGGAUCUUGAUGUGAUGGAAAAGUUCCUCACCGACCCCAAAUCCGAUUCUAGACCUCCACUAUCCACGAAUGCGCUCUACCUCAUCUCAGUGUGGCAGGAACUCUUACUUGCACCACCGCCCGCCAUCGCUAUUGCGAAGAAUUUCCAUCACCGUGCUCAAAACCUUGACAAGCCUUCGCUAUUCGAUCCAAGUUCGAGUACGGGCAAGCAGGUGCCAGUAAAGAUCGAUGUUGUGGCGGAUAAUGGAAGGACUUGGAUUCGUGUAAAUACGACCAAAAACGCCCGCCUCCUCACCGAAUUCCGAGAAAUCGACUCCUACUUCACCGACUCCGAAUCCGACUCUGACGUUUCCGACCCAGGCGCCCGUCCCAGCCUCGCACAAAAAGAGUUUGACAACUCCAUCCUUCGUCAAGCCCGUGCUUUACUCGCUGCUGCCACACAGAAUCCACUGCCAUUCACAUCUGGCGCAUCUUCAAAUCUCAAUGCAGGCUCUUCUUUUUCACGGCCAAAGGUCAUCUUCCGCUUGACGAGACUAGACCCGAAUUCGCCUGAACCGAGGGAUAAUGAUCCUCGAAUAGCACUCACGAUACGUAUGCUGGAGGAGAUGGGCAUCGAAGUUCAGCUCGGUCAACGGCCUUCACCCCUCUCACUAGCUCCGUCCACGCACGCCACACGUCCAUCGCGCAUCCCGAAGGUGUUCAAACCAACUCGCCAGAUCAACCUCGAUUUAUCGGUGCUUAUCGCAUUGGUCUCAGACCUAACGCAUGCACCGCUACCUUUGACCGAGGCAGAAGCAGAAGAGCGAUUCGUACCCUCCAAGACGUACCUGGAGUGGAAGAAAUCGAGGCUUAGGGCAAAGAUUCAUGCAGACAAGCCGAAGAAUAAGGAACGCGUCGCCUCUCCGUCUCCUUCUGGAAACGGCGCCAGAAUAGAUGGAGAUGAUGGAGAGGGCGAGAGCGAAAAUGAGGCGGAUGCGAAUGGAGGAAACUGGAAGCAUUUGAGGGCGCUCGCGGAGCAAUUAAAGCAGGAGAUGAAGAAGGGGUUGUUGGAGGAGAUGAAAGAUCGGCUGAGCGAUCCUUUCGUUGCUACGUCGUCUCCUCCGAGCUCUUGUUCCACCGAGGAGAAUGAAGCGCAUUUGGAUGUAGCAUUCUGGACGACGCCAGAGGCAAGGGACCGUUUUUUACGCAUCGUAUCCAAGAUAGGAGGACUAAAGGAGAAGAGGAGGGCUCAUGCCCUGUUUGACUCGUCGUCAUCGCCGUCAUCUUUAUCCGGCUGUGACGCUGAAGAAGUGUAUUGGCAAGACUCGCGCUACCCUCGGAACUACAUUCCUCUGUACCCAAUACACGUCUUCCCCGUAUCCAAUCCAGCUGAGUCUAAACUUCAGUCCACAGAGUCAGUAGACGGAAGGGCGCCCUUUUUCCGUGCAUUGGAGAAAACGUGCAGGUCGCUACUGGCUGAACAGACGGCUCCUCAUCCUAAAACACUACCUCGGCCCUUCGUCUCCGACUCCGGACUCUCGACGCCCACCGUCGAAACAAGCACCUCGGCUCUCACUACUCCCACCACAGCUCCAGGAGAUGUCGAUCCCGGAGAUGAAAAUGGACUCGGUGGAGACGAAAUACAACGCGCGUCGGUUAUGAAAGCCAACCCUAAACUCACUGCUCAUACAGUGCUGAGUAUGCUCUGGGGUGCUGUCAGCGACGAAGGGUAUGGGUGGACGACUAUUACGGCAAACAAGGCAAGUGUGAGGGCUAUGAUUAGGGAGAUGAAGGGCAGGUCGGGUGUGGUCCCCGGUGGAGACUGGAUGGGUGGCGCAGGCGAAGAGAAUGCCUCAGUCAACAGAACGGAGAAAGAUGUUGCGGGCAGCGAGGGAUACCAGAAGGGGGCGGUGGUUGGGAGGGCGGCGAUAUGGACUGUUGAUCCUAGGAGUUUGGCGGAAGGGAUGAGGAGCGAUUACACUCCGUGAUUGCUCAAUGUCUUUGAAGACGAAGUGCUAAUGGGAUAUAGGAACGCACCAAUGUUGUAUGUACUCUUUCUGUAUCUUCGAAGUAGAGGAGGGACCCUGAAAAAAGUCCGU
Molecule: messenger RNA, 2394 nt
Organism: Stereum hirsutum FP-91666 SS1
Lineage: Eukaryota; Fungi; Basidiomycota; Agaricomycetes; Russulales; Stereaceae
Exons: 3
Coding region: 130-2283 (717 amino acids)
Source: RefSeq, a predicted model, not a curated record